GCUGCUGCUGCUGAGGAGGAUGAUGAUCCGCUCGGUCGACAUGCUGAACCGGGGAUUCAUCCAACCUCCCAGACCCUGAGCUCCACCUUUAAAUCGGCCCCCUCCCUCCCUCUAUCUCUCUCUCUCCCUCUCUCUCUCCCUCUCUCUCUCUCUCUCCCUCCCCUCUUCACACCGUCCUUCCCCCAUGAAGCAGCAAGGCUGGAGAAGGUGGCCGUGAUCGACCCCCCCUGACCCGCUAUAAUAAAUGGUUUUGGAGCUGGCAGCGCCCGCCAGCGCAGGCCCGUCGCUGCAGCGCUGCAUCCCGCACAUCGAGCGCGUUUUCCGGGUGAAGGUGAGCUGCAGAGCCGCGGACCCCCAGCAAGGAGCCUGCGGCGGCGUGCUGGUCAACAUCGGCGAUGGCACGGAGGAAGACUGCACCAAGGCGAAGGACUACAUUGUGUCUCUGAUCUCUCCCGUCCAGCGGCACCGUGAGCGUCUGACCCUGUGGCUACAGCGGCGCCUGCACUCCCUACGCACCGCCAUCGAGUACGAAAGCUGUGCGGUGCUGCAGGUGAGGGACCAUGCGCUGGAGCUGCAGGGCGGCCCCGCCCAGGUGACGGCCGCAUGCGCCAUGCUGCAGCGCCUCAAGAUGGAGCACCGCGGAUGGUGCCGUGACCCGCAACCCGCGCCUUCGCCCACCGGCCACGCCUCGCCCGAGGAGGAGGAGGAAGAGGAGGAGGACGACGAAGGAGAGGAAGAGGGCAGCAGCUCUGAGAGCGAAGGAGAGGCCAGGUCACGGAGCGGGAGUUCGGGAGGAGGAGCCGGGGGCGGAGCUGCAGAAGCCGGAGGAGGAAGGAAACGAGAGCCGCUAAUGGCCACCAAACCGCACCGCCAACUUUGCCGCUCGCCGUGUUUGGACCGUCCCAGUUUCAGCCAGAGCAGCACGCUGCAGGAGCUACGUGCUGAAGACGCCCGCUCAGACUCUGCCCACAGAACGCCCCCUAACUCCACAGACCACGCCCCCUUGCAACCGACGAGCAGCGAAAGCAGAGAUUACCAAACCAAAAUGGAGUUUGCGCUGAAGCUGGGCUAUUCGGGCGAGCAGGUCGAGUCCGUCUUGAGUAAACUAGGCACCAGCGCUUUAAUCAACGACGUCCUGGCCGAACUGGUCCGGCUCGGAAAUAAAGGAGAGCUGGAGGCCCAGGUGCCGGUCAGUUCAGCUAGUUUAGCCCCCCGGGGCCCCGGAGCCAAAGAGGCGGUCAGUCCGGAGGCGUCCCUUGAAGAGGAGACGACAGACACGUAUGACAACCUCCGACCCAUCGUUAUAGACGGAUCCAACGUAGCCAUGAGCCAUGGAAACAAAGAGGUUUUCUCGUGCCUGGGCAUCCAGCUGGCGGUUGAUUGGUUCCUGGAGAAAGGACACAAAGACAUCACCGUGUUUGUACCAGCAUGGAGGAAAGAGCAGUCCCGACCAGACGCCCCUAUAACAGACCAGGAGAUCCUGAGGAAGCUGGAGAAGGAGAAGAUCCUGGUCUUCACCCCGUCUCGUCGUGUCCAGGGCCGACGGGUUGUUUGUUACGAUGACCGCUUCAUUGUCAAGCUGGCCUAUGAUUCUGACGGCAUCAUCGUCUCCAAUGACAACUACCGGGACCUGCAGAACGAGAAGCCGGAGUGGAAGAAGUUCAUCGAGGAACGGCUCCUCAUGUACAGCUUCGUCAAUGACAAAUUUAUGCCCCCUGAUGACCCACUAGGCAGACAUGGUCCAAGCUUGGAGAACUUCCUGCGCAAGCGACCCGUGGUGCCGGAGCACAAGAAGCAACCGUGUCCUUACGGUAAGAAGUGCACAUAUGGUCACAAGUGUAAGUACUACCACCCGGAGAGAGCCGCUCAGCCCAUGCGCUCCGUAGCAGACGAACUCAGGGCUUUUGCCAAACUAUCUGCUGUUAAAACCAUGAGUGAGGGUGCUCUUGCCAAGUGUGGCACCUCUGGCAACACUGCCAAGGGGGACAGUUCGGAGGCCAAACGAGUGGCGCCAAAGCGACAGUCGGACCCAAGUAUCCGCUCGGUGGCAUGCGAGCAGGAAGAGCGACUCUGUCCAGCUCGGAAAGCCGAAGCAAAUUCUGUCCCAUCCUUAGUGACGGCACUAAGUGUCCCCACCAUGCCUCCUACAAAAAGUCAUGCUGCCGGUGCCCUGAACACUCGGUCAGCUAGUAGCCCUGUGCCAGGGUCACUGCACUUUACCCACAGCUCUCUAGAACACACCAGCAGUGUCCAGUAUCCCCCUAUUCUUGUCACAAACAGCCAGGGUGCAUCUGUGGCAUACAGUGAACCUUUCCCUAAGUACGAUUCUGUGGUCAGUGAUCAUGGCUACUACUCAAUGCUCAGUGAUUUUUCCACUAUCAGCUUGGGUAGUAUGCAAGACAGCUUCUGUAGCCUGGAGCAGCCAGAUCCGACAGGGGGAGGGUAUUCUGAACGAGCCUCCAGCAUGUGUCCUGAACCUGGACGGAGCCAUUCUUCAGACUCUUUCUCCUCUUACGGUGGAGAGAUGUACUCUAUGGAGGGCAGUCUGGAUGACAGCAUGAAAGGUCCACCAUCACAAGUUCAAGUGCAGUCAUCUGCACAGACUCGCUUGCAAGCAUUUGCGCAUGGCUUCCACCAUGAGGCCUUGACCAGGGUCCAAAGUUACGGCACAGAUGAACCCAAACCAGGGCCACGCAAGCAGUCCUCAGCUCACCUUGUUCCCCAUGCACAGCAUCCUGUGGUAGGAGCCCGAUCUAGCUGUCCAGGCGACUACCCCCCACUUUCCCAGAACGUGAUGCCUUCAUCUGGCCCGACACAGCAAGGUAGAUCGUUGGGAAUGACUCGCAUGGACAGCAUCUCGGACUCCCGUCUGUAUGAGAGUAAUCCCUUGAGGCAGCGCCGACCUCCUUUGUGCCGGGAGCAGCAUGCAAGCUGGGAUCCAUUGCCUUGUGGGAAUGAACCUUACGGGUACGGUGGUUACGGACUGACGGGAGCACUCAUGCCGUGCUGUGAGCGUGUCAUGGUCCGUAGUAUGCCGGAGAAGAUGGAGCAGAUUUGGAGGUCUCCCUGGGAUACUCCACCAGGACCACCUCCAGGACCUCAUGGGCCAGCGGUAGAGCCUCAAGAACGACACCCAAUCCCGGAGCAGCAGUACCAGACUUACCGCAACCUCUGCAAUAUCUUUCCAGCAUACGUAGUCCACUCAGUCAUGGAGAAGAAUCCUCACAUGACUGAUCCUCAGCAACUAGCGGCAGUCAUCGUGACAAAACUGCGGUCCUGUCAUUGAAUAUGUGGGCAGGCUAAGGGAGGGAUGGAGGGAUGCACAAUGGAAAUGUGAAGAUGUCUCGAUGGUAUUUCUGAAGUUGAUCUCAGCCCUGAAAGUUAUGGCCAGUCACUUGAAGAUGACAGCCAUGUAUUUUUACCUCUAUCUAGGCUUCUUGAGUCAGGUUUUUGGCAUUAUCACCUUGAUUAGCAGCAUGCUCUGGGUCAAGGCAUAUUUGAUAAUGGACCUUGUACCCAGAUUCAAAAUGAUCAUUCACUGGAGAAAAAGAUGCAUAUUUACCCUUUCUUGAAGAAGGGAUUUCUUUACAUUCAUACCAUUUAGCUUUCCAUUUUGGCCUGCAUAAAAUGCAUUUAUGCAGAAGGAACAUCUGGUCAACAGGUUUCCGCAGUGUCAAAAAGAGAGUGAGAAUCUGGGAUCAGCUCUUCUGUGCCAGUGUUUAAUUAUUUUAAUAUACAUAAAGUAGGAUGUGAGUUCCAAAAACGGAAUAGCUCUCUUAGUCUGAGACUCAGAUGAUGCUGUCCCGCAGGUCCCUCAAGGAAUACAUGAAGCGAAUAGUAGUUCUACGAUGAGUAGGCGAAUUUUGACCAGGUUGUGGACAACACAAAAGUGAAUUCUUAGCGAGAGAAGUCUAUCUGAUCAGAAACGAUCUUACACAAAUAUGAGUACAAUUGCGUAUUCACUUGCACCAGUGUAAAUAUUGUGACUAUUUUUUUGCCUUGUGUGUAAACAGGUGAAAUUUCAAAAAGGAGCGUGAACUCUUGAGUACCUCAAAGCAUGAACUUUGAACUUUUUGAACUUUUAUGGCCUUAUAUCAGUGACCUCACCACAGGUGUUAAUGUGAUUGAUUGUUUUUUGGGUGGUUGUGGAGGUCACCGUUUGUGUUUGGUAUUUAUCGGCGAGCACUGGCAGUAUUUACAGCAAUUAUGUUUUAUCGAUGCUACAUUUCCGAGGGGUAGUAUUUUGUGUGGAACGCCACAGACCUGCCAAAAUAACGUGCUAUUAUCCCUCCUUAUUCACAAAGCCAUUUUAAAAGAUCAUUCGACGCUGCUCAACUAAGGCCAAAAAGAUAAUCAACUUAGAGAUAGAGAAAUUUUAAUGUUUCACAAAUGCUAGCUAGCAGUUAGCCGGUUGAGUGCUACAACCAUGUUAGAGGUGUUUAUUUUGACGUGCAAUGCUAGACGCUAGUAUCGUGCAGUAACUUUACCAAUGCUAAAGGAUUCUCCAAGUAAUCUUUAAGAUGUUUACAUGGUUUUAAAGCUACAGUCAGGUUGUUUUUGCUAAGGGAUUCAUGUUUGAGCCGUGGAUGGCUGCAGUAGACCGCAAUUUGCGCUACGCCUUUCGGAAAAGAUUUUGGGAUGGCGAAUAUUCCUCCCGGAGAUUAUUGGGAAUCCAAUAUUUUCACAAGUAAGCCUUUGUCAUUAACAUCUGCAAAUUUACAUGUAAAUUUAGCAUUUACAGAACGUGCUGAUUAUAGCUUUAAACAGCUCUGAAUCCAUGCAUGAGACUAAAGUGAGAGCGCUAAACUUACUUGGCUCGUUAGUCAAUUAAGACUCAUAAUGACGUAAUUGUAACUUAAUUAUAGCGUAAUGAAAUUUGUGCGUUAACUAAGGGCAAGAGGGAAAUGCGUCUCAUCGGCAAAAUGCUUCUGAAGAGCAUCUAUUUUCUGAUUUGUGCCGGGAGAUAGCACCUCUGCCCUUCUCUGUGUAUUAGCGUAUCCUUAGGAGAAUCUUGUUGAAUGAAUGUUGCAGACCCAGAGAUGUUCUCGGUGUCUGGGUGGAACUCUUUUUUUCGGUUCUAUGGUUUUGUUUUUGUUUUCAUGAGCGCAGGUGGGGCCCUGAGGGGUUCUGUUACCGCUCGUGGGAAGGUGUGACACACUGCCUACCUGUUUCUCCCUGUGCGAUACACACACACACGGAACACCAGGCUGUCGUUGGGUUGUUUCUUACAUUUGACUGACAGGUCGCUUGCUGCCCUUCCCUCUUUCACCUAUUUUUUUUUCGCCCUGAACUGAACUCCAGCUUCUACACCAGGACAGAUUUUAGAUUCCGCUUGUAUUCGUUCUGCAGAAGAACCCGAAAACAAAGCCUGAUUGAAUCGAGCUAAUGCGACUCACAGUGCUCUACCCUUCAGCUCCACCUUUGGCAUGCCCUCGCCAACUUGGAACCUUCGACUAUGUAGUUCAUGAACGUCUUUUUCGGGCGGAGUGCGCUAGCACUCGUUUAGGUUAUCCUCAAUUAGCUAAUUGGCUAACAAUUUCUAGUGCAAAACGAACAUAAUAAUAACUGGGUAACUCAAGAAAAAAAAGCCUUAAAACAAAUAUAAAUAUUUGAGGGUCAUAAGCACCACACAGAUGAAAACUAAUGUAGUUAUGUCUAUUUUAACCUUUUAUUACAUUAUACAUGUUUCCCCAAUUCAUACUACCUCAAUCUGUCCACAUGUGUUUCUGGCUAAUGAGAUAAAACUACGAAGAACUAUACGUUGAUUUUUUACAUGAAUUUUUACAUCAACUUCCAUCACAAAUUCAUAAUGUGUUUCCUUUUCCUGUAAAUGUACCUAUUUGGAGAUACAACACUGACAGCGAAUGUACAACCCCAAUUGCAGUGAAGUUGGGACGUUGUGUAAAACAAAGACAGAAUACGAUGAUUUGCAAAUCCUUUUCAACCUGUAUUCAGUUGAAUACACUACAAAGACGAGAUAUUUCAUGUUCAAACGGAUAAACUUUAUUGUUUUUUGCAAAUAUUCACUCAUUUUGAAUUUGAUGCAGGUUCUGCUCCCUCAGCCCUUUCAGGGCUCAUCUGAUAAACUUCAUUCGAGCUACUAUGAAAUGAAAUUAAUUGGUGAGACCAAGUGGACGAGGCCAUGCGAAAAACCGAAUUGAAACAGGUGGACAGUUUACUGAAAAAUCAAAUUCACCCACCAAAUGUAGCCGAGACUUGUUUGGUGCCUGAACGUUGCUUCGUUAGCUGCACGGCUAAUGUAGCUAACAGGCUAACAGACACACUUCACAUUAGAAUGGCUAAAAAAAACGGACAAAUUCCACAAAGUGUCUUCGAGACGACGUAACAACCUGACGUGGUUUGAGCCGAGUGUCUUAGUCCUAAGGUUAGCCUGAUGCUAAUUUGUGGGAUGUAAACGUUGAUUGCUUGCUAGCUACGUUAGCCUCACAGCUGCACAGGGAAACUGCAGACGCUGCAGAUAUUUUGGCUGAUUAACUGCAUUUGGGGUGGGACAGGCUGCCUUUAUCAAACCUGAGACGUUCGUAAACUUAUUUUAAAGUGAUUUUAACGUCAUUUUUAGCCUUUGUUGGUCUUUCUACGUGUUCUGCUCCCUCAGGAUCCUCGGUGAGAUUACUCGAAACUAGGAGUGGGACAGAAGAAGACAAGGAAAAAGGUCCUAAGUUCUGUUUUGGUCCAUCUCAAGAUCCUGAAGUCAGCUUCAUGAGAUAAUUUCCCCAUUUUCGUUUUGCUCCUAGCUUCUACCUCCUCCUCCUCCUCGCAGCAAGCUAUCACACCUCAAAUGUCUAGAAACGACCUUUGCUUGUUGAUACAAAUUGUAUCUAUUUCUUGAUUGUAAAAAAAAAAAAAAAAAGAAAU
Pygocentrus nattereri (red-bellied piranha) is the source of this 6876-nucleotide messenger RNA. RefSeq names its product zinc finger CCCH-type containing 12B (gene zc3h12b). Gene Ontology annotation, cellular component: cytoplasmic ribonucleoprotein granule; nucleus. Lineage: Eukaryota; Metazoa; Chordata; Actinopteri; Characiformes; Serrasalmidae. The record is from RefSeq and is a predicted model, not a curated record. The transcript has 6 exons. Gene Ontology annotation, molecular function: RNA endonuclease activity; mRNA binding; metal ion binding. The coding region runs from base 245 to 3286 and encodes 1013 amino acids.